Messenger RNA from Anarrhichthys ocellatus (wolf-eel), 1441 nucleotides. RefSeq names its product thioredoxin domain containing 12 (endoplasmic reticulum) (gene txndc12). The transcript has 7 exons. Lineage: Eukaryota; Metazoa; Chordata; Actinopteri; Perciformes; Anarhichadidae. The record is from RefSeq and is a predicted model, not a curated record. Gene Ontology annotation, cellular component: endoplasmic reticulum. Bases 74 to 595 code for a protein of 173 amino acids.
GGGUCUCUGGUUCAAGAACAGGAUCUGCUGUUAGCUUCUAGCCGUGGCUGUGAGGGAAAUAAGGCCAGUCAAGAUGCAAACGUCUCUCGUGCACAUCGUUUUAUUUUCAUCUCUGCAGGUUUUGUUGUCUUUGUCGUGCUUUCAAGAUGUCGUCGAAGCAGCUAGCGGGAAAGGGUUUGGAGAUAACAUUCACUGGAGGACGCUGGAUGAUGGCAAGAAAGAAGCCGACGCCAGCGGGCUGCCAAUCAUGCUCAUCAUCCACAAGACCUGGUGUGGAGCCUGCAAAGCACUGAAGCCCAAAUUCGCUGAGUCCAAGGAAAUCUCUGAACUCGCACACAACUUUGUUAUGAUCAACCUCGAGGAUGAGGAGGAGCCAAAGGAUGAUUCCUUCAGCCCCGAUGGUGGAUACAUUCCUCGGAUUCUUUUCCUUGAUCCCAGCGGUGAAGUCCAUCCUGAAAUCACCAACAAAAAUGGGAAUCCCAACUACAAGUACUUCUACAGCAACGCAGACCAAGUCGUGUCCGGUAUGAAGGAGGCGCAGGAGAAGCUGACGGGCGACUCCUUCAAGCAGGGUCACACCGGAGACGAGCUGUGAGGAGGCGGAGACGGGCAUCGGGCUGUAAGGGCUACACUUCCUCUACCUGAGCUUCAGAGCGCCCCGGUACACUCCCAAACUUUUACAAAAUAUACUUUAGAACCAAACCAAGUCAACCAUUAAAAUCGGUGCUUGAGAAUUUCUUUCUGUCUUAUAUAUAUUUUUUUUUUUUUCCAACACGACUAUUCGUUUUCCUGUCUUUGUUUUACAACAUGUAUAUCUGUACUCUACUGUUAAAUGCCAUGUACUGUACUUACUGCCUGUAGAGGAUAUAACCAACUCAAGCUAGCCAAGUUAACAUCAGUAACUCUCAUUUUCAUACACCGCUGUUGGAUGGAAACUUCACAUCUGGAAAAUGCCAAGUUUAAGUAAAUUGCCUUGUAUGUCACUAGACAACUGUGAUACGAGUCAUUUUGAGUUUCAAACACCUCAGAGUCAAAACUUUGUAAUUCACUUUAUCCAGUAGAGUUUUCACCCAACAGCCAUGAUAACGUACUCCAUGUUAGACCAGAUCAAUAGUCCAACACCUACAGUCAUGUGCUUCCAAAGAUCCUCGGCAGAAUGUUAAUUAUCUGUGACAAUAUUUCCCAUGCACUACAACAUGGGCUCUUUACUUAUUUCUAAUAUCGACAAUCUUAAAUAAUUCUUUCAAACCUGCCUAUGUAUACUAAUUUAGUUAUAUCUACACCAUUUGUUUUUUUUCCUGUUUGUUUUGCUGCUCGUGAAGUGAUGCAUCGUGAUGUCUUUCUUUUACCGUCCUUGUGAACGAGGGAUGGAAACAUUGGUGUCUAGAUGUAUUUUAUACAUGUACACAGCCAAGUGUGCAAAUAAAGUUUGUUGUACUGA